AUGUCGAAAUUCGCUGGGCCUCGCUCAGGGCUCCUGCGCAGGCUUGCCCUGCCGCUGGGGAUCAGCGCCGUGGGAGGCGGCCUCCUCUUCUACAUGUACCGGCCUCGCAACAUCCCCGGCUACGAACCCCCCGCCGUCCCCCCGCCCAUCUACGGCGCCGAUGGCACCUUCAAGCUGCCCCGGUUCCCCCGCGUCAAGUCUCGCGACGAGCAGAUCGCCGAAUUGAAGAAGAGCGCCGCCGCCGGCGCGGAUGCCGAGGAGUAUGACAUGCUGGUCAUUGGUGCUGGCGCAACUGGAGCCGGAGUCGCAUUGGACGCCGCCACACGAGGUUUGAAAGUUGCAGUCGUCGAGCGCGAUGAUUUCAGCAGCGGUACCAGCAGCAAGAGCACCAAGCUCGUACAUGGAGGAGUCAGAUAUCUCGAGAAGGCUGUCUGGAAUCUGGAUUACGCCCAGUACCAGCUUGUCAGGGAGGCACUCAAGGAGCGCAAGUAUUUCUUGCAGACGGCUCCCCAUUUGAGCAUGUGGCUGCCCAUCAUGCUGCCCCUGGACAAGUGGUGGAAGGCUCCAUACUACUGGGCCGGCACCAAGUUCUAUGACUUCCUUGCCGGAAGCGAAGGUAUCGAGAGCUCCUACUUUCUUACCAGGAGUAAGGCCAUUGAUGCUUUCCCCAUGUUAAAGAAGACAGACCUGGUUGGCGCCCUGGUGUACUACGACGGAGCUCACAAUGACUCUCGGAUGAACGUCUCCAUCGCCAUGACCGCCGCUCUGUACGGUGCCAAUGUCGUCAAUCACAUGGAGGUGACCGGCUUGAAGAAGGAUGCCAAUGGCAAGCUCUGCGGUGCAGUCGUCAAGGACUUGGUUCCUGAAAGGAAUGGCAAGCAAGCAGACCAGUUUGAGAUCAGGGCCAAGUGCAUCGUCAACUGCACAGGUCCCUUCACCGACUCAAUCCGCAAGCUCGAUGAUCAAGACUGCAAGGAGAUUGUUGCCCCAGCCUCCGGUGUGCAUGUCAUCCUACCGGGCUAUUACAGCCCGGGCAAGAUGGGUCUGAUUGACCCCUCAACCUCAGAUGGCCGUGUGAUAUUCUUCCUACCGUGGCAAGGCAAUACCAUUGCUGGUACGACCGAUGAGCCAGCCACAGUCACAAAGAGCCCUCUUCCCGAUGAGAAGUCCAUCCAGUGGAUCCUCAACGAGAUCAGCCACUACUUAUCUCCCGACAUCAACGUUCGUCGGGGAGAUGUCCUGGCUGCCUGGUCGGGCCUGCGCCCGCUUGUGAAGGAUCCCAAGGCUAAGAACACGGAGUCUCUUGUGAGAAAUCAUCUAAUCGAUAUCUCCGAUUCCGGCCUUUUGACCUGCGCGGGAGGUAAGUGGACUACGUAUCGACAGAUGGCUGAGGAGUGUGUGGAUGCUGCAGUUGAGGCGUUUCAUCUACAGACUCGCCCGUUCCCCAAUGCACCGAGAGUCAGUGGAACUGAUGCCGUUGAUGAUGGCGCUAUCCUGGACGGCUCCUGCCAAACACAUAAAGUCCGCUUGAUCGGUGCCCAUGGCUUCAGCCGGACCCUUUUCAUUCACCUCAUCCAACAUUUCGGCAUUGAGACCGAGGUUGCGAAGCAUCUCACAGAAAGCUAUGGUGAUCGUGCCUGGACAGUUGCCGCCCUAUGUCACCCCACGGAUCAGCGCUUCCCUGCCAGGGGCGAGCGCAUCUCUCAGCUGUACCCCUUUGUAGAUGGCGAGAUCAGAUAUGCCGUCCGCUAUGAAUACGCACAGACUGCCACAGAUGUAGUCGCUCGGAGGACAAGACUAGCGUUCCUCAAUGCUCAAGCUACCCUGGAGGCUCUGCCGAAAAUUAUCGAUAUCAUGGCGCAGGAGCUGAACUGGGAUAAGCGAAGGCAAGAGACCGAGUGGAAAGAAACUGUCGCUUUCCUCGAGUCCAUGGGACUGCCUCAACCCAUGCUUUCAACAACACGGAAGCAAAUUGAACAGGGCAAGCUAGAUUUCAGCACAUCGCUCGAGUACAAGAUGUACUCACGCCAUGAUAAACCGAUAGAGGAGUAA
Molecule: messenger RNA, 2052 nt
Organism: Phaeoacremonium minimum UCRPA7
Lineage: Eukaryota; Fungi; Ascomycota; Sordariomycetes; Togniniales; Togniniaceae
Product: putative glycerol-3-phosphate dehydrogenase protein
Exons: 2
Coding region: 1-2052 (683 amino acids)
Biological process (GO): glycerol-3-phosphate metabolic process
Cellular component (GO): glycerol-3-phosphate dehydrogenase (FAD) complex; mitochondrion
Molecular function (GO): glycerol-3-phosphate dehydrogenase (quinone) activity
Source: RefSeq, a predicted model, not a curated record